AUGUAUAUAUAAUGUCAUAUAGAAUUCCAAUUGUUUAAGAUUAUGUUAAAGUAUGUAUUUCGUUUUUAAAAAAUCGACACGAAAAACAACUGCGAAUAAUGCAUGCAUUGCCCGUUCUUAUGCACAAAAUAAAUAUGACGAAGGAUUAUGAUUAUUUGUUGAAAGUGUUAUUGGUGGGUGAUAGUGAUGUUGGGAAACAUGAAAUAUUGUCUGGACUCGAGGACGCAUCUUCUGAAAGCCCAUUCUGUAGUGGAAAUGCUUACAAAACAACCACCAUAUUAUUGGAAGGCAAAAGAGUGAAAUUGCAAUUAUGGGACACAUCUGGACAAGGACGAUUUUGCACCAUUAUACGCUCCUAUUCGAGAGGAGCGCAAGGCAUCAUUUUAGUUUACGAUAUAACUAACAAAUGGAGCUUUGAUGGUAUUGAUAGAUGGCUUAAAGAGGUGGAAGAGCACGCUCCUGGCAUACCGAAAGUACUUGUAGGUAAUAGACUUCAUUUGGCAUUUAAAAGACAAGUAGCAGCUAAGCAAGCCGAAUUAUAUGCAUCUCGUAACAACAUGUCCUGCUUCGAAAUAUCUCCUCUUUGUGAUUUUAAUAUAAGAGAAUCGUUUUGUGAAUUGGCUCGAAUGGCUUUACAUAGAAACGGUAUGGAAAGGAUAUGGCGAAACAAUAAGGUUCUAUCUCUACAAGAGCUAUGCUGUCGGACAAUCGUUAGGCGUACUAGCGUGUAUGCAAUCGAUUCACUUCCACUGCCGCCGUCUGUCAAAUCAAAUUUAAAAUCUUAUGCUUUGACUACGUCGCAAUGCUAUAAUUCUUUAAAUCAUAAUACGAAGCAUAAAAAUCGAUCAAAGACGCCAACAAGCAGCGGCCGCAAUAGCUGCAAUAUUGCGUGAUUAUAUGCUCCAAUAAAGCCAGACACAUAUUUUCAAACGUUUACAAAGUAUUUAUUUUUAUUAUAACUCAUUAACAUAUUUAUAAAGUUAAAUAACUAUCUCAGUAAUCUAUAGUUGUUAAAUUUAUACUUUUUGUUUAUAUCGAUUUUUAUUUUCUAUUUAUAAAAUAAUGAAAAUAUACAUGAAUGAGCAUAAAAUUAAAUAGAUUUACAAUUGUCUUACAAUAUGUACGGGAAAGGGAUAUACAUUCACAUUUAUACAUGUAUUCAAUACAUGACGCGACAUGUAAAAAAAAAAAAGAAAAGAAUUAUAAUCAAAUCAAACGAUAUUUUCCUUCUUCCUAUUUUAAAGGAGGAGAUUCAUACAAAGCAUUCCUUGAAUAAUAAUGAAAAUAUUGCAGAGUUUGCCUCAGUUACGAAUCAUGGCUACUAUUUGCGAUUAAGUUAAACAAAAGAGAUUGAAAUGUAAGAAAAUAAAUAAAUAAAUAAAUAAAUAAAUUGGUCGUGAGCUUCAUUCACCCGUAAUCUACAUCAUCUAUUUUAGGUAGAUAUUUAAUGUAAUUACCGCAUCCGCGCAUCCCUUCGUUACACAUGAAUUUAAAACUUUAGUUUAUUAAUAUCUCGUCUUAGUCUUAAAAAAAAAAAAAAAAUUUAUUUGCAUACAUUAAUAGCAGCGAUGAACGAGCGGGUAUCCUUUCUCUGUAUAUUUUUUUACAGGUUAGUGUUCUAUAACGUGACUUUUACCAACACGAUCUAGUCUACAUUGAGAAUUUCACACAGACUUUAUGGGAUCUCUUUGAUUAGUAAUCGCAAAAAGGCAAAAUUAAGAUACUUCCUAUACUGUAUAUAGUGAUUAUAGUAAAACGAAUAUUUGCGCCUAUCCAGUAGAUAAGCGAGCCGCAAUUUCUCCCACCUGCUGAGGUAAUUGCAAAACAAAACAAAAAAAAAAAAAAAUACCUUACUAGACCUUAAAAACAUAAGUUCACAUAUUAUUCGAAAUAUUAAAACAAAAAAAAGUGUUCUUUUACAUAUAUGAAUGAAUUCAAGUAAUAAUAUGAAAUGAAGAAA
Messenger RNA from Glossina fuscipes, 1960 nucleotides. RefSeq names its product ras-related protein Rab-40C (gene Rab40). The record is from RefSeq and is a predicted model, not a curated record. Gene Ontology annotation, cellular component: endosome; plasma membrane; synaptic vesicle. The transcript is spliced from 5 exons. Gene Ontology annotation, molecular function: GTP binding; GTPase activity. Lineage: Eukaryota; Metazoa; Arthropoda; Insecta; Diptera; Glossinidae. Gene Ontology annotation, biological process: protein localization to plasma membrane; intracellular signal transduction. Bases 99 to 893 code for a protein of 264 amino acids.